Racocetra fulgida is the source of this 169-nucleotide messenger RNA. Lineage: Eukaryota; Fungi; Glomeromycota; Glomeromycetes; Diversisporales; Gigasporaceae. The record is from the annotation of a GenBank genome assembly.
UAAUACAAUUAAUACAACUAACAAUAAUAACUUUCAACAAUCUUUAUCAGAUAAAAAUUCAUCUUCUAUUAAAUUAUCUGAUAAAAGUAGUUCAUCAUUAAUUUAUAAGCAAACUAUGUUUACUGCUUUAUCAAAUAGAAGAUUUCAGUCUGCAUCACCUAUAAAGAAA